CUGAAAGCGGCCGCAACGCCAUGUUGGCGAAGUCUCCCAUCUCUGUGAGAAAAAAAAUGAUAGAAAACAUAAUUGCCGAGAAGAAAAGGUAAAACGCCGAGGGAGCAAGAAGAGCGCGGCCACUUGUUUGGUUUGGAAGAAAACGAACCGAGCCGGAUCCGCAGAGGUUCCCGGACGGACGAGGGAGGCUAAACCUCCCAACCGUCCCCAUGAACAGCACCGCUGAUCCGAACAGCGACUUUCCAUGAAAAAAAAGACGUUUUUGUGUUUUGCUAUUUGAGCUUCGUUCUCCCGGCUCGUUAAAGGGAUUUGGGGCCUGCUUCAGGAUCAGCUACGCUUACUAUAUGAAUGCAAGCUAAGCUUUGCUUGCAUCAGUAUUUAUUAGUGUUUUAUUUUUGAUUUUUUUUUCUUUUUCUGCGAUGAGUUUGCCACCGAAAGUGGUCGCUAAGCCCACCGCUGUCGCAGUUAGCGGACCUGGAAGUGGCCCCUCUCAGUCGAACCAACUGCGGGCUACCCUGACCUCCGUGUCUCUACCGCCGGGAGCCCCAACUGCUCCCCAGCCUGGCGCCGUACCACCACCUCCGUAUCCUUUCACAUGGGUACCCCGGCACCCUGGCCCUGCUUACACAACUCACGACAUCACAAAGGGACACCCCAACUUGGCGGGAACGCCGCCUGGUCAUGCCCACUCCCCAGCGCUCUCUCAGGUAUCAGUACCCACAGCUUCCCAAUAUCGCUACCCUAAGGGCUGGGAGGCAGGCGGAGGGUCACCGUAUAACACCGGGCAAAACGCUGUCUCCACUUCCUUAGUGUAUUCUCACCAAACACAGCCAAUGAAUGCACAGCCACAGAGUCGCCCGUUUGCUACGGGCCCUCGACCAACCCACCAUCAGGGAGGAUUCAGGCCCAUCCAGUUUUUUCCAAGAACUCAGAUGCAAACUGCGAGGGCCUCAAUGCCGACAAACGCACCCUCCAUACGUCCCGGCUCGCAGACUCCUGCGGCGGCUGUCUACCCCACCAAUCAGCCAAUCAUGAUGGCCAUGGCCCCCAUGCCUUUCCCAUCCCCACAGGCUGCACAGUACUACAUCCCACAGUACCGCCCUAGUACGCCCUAUGUGGGACCGCCACAGCAGUAUUCGGUCCAGCCUCCAGGCUCUGGCACCUUCUAUCCUGGUCCAGGACCAGGGGAAUACUCCAACCCAUACCAUCCCCUCAGGUACCACCCUCCUGUGUCCCCCUCUGUCCCUGCACCCGUUCAAACAGCUGGCCCGACCUUCUACCCUGGGCAGACACUGUUCCCCCACUCGCCCUCCAUCAUAGUGCCUACACAACAGCAACCUCAGCAGGCCAGGCGUGAGAAGAAAACAAUCUGUAUCCGUGACCCGAAUCAGGGUGGCAAGGAUAUCACAGCAGAGAUCUUGGCUGGGGGCUCAGGGAGCAGGAACUCAACGCCUCCUGUCGGUCCUUCCUCCACCCCAACAACACCUCCACAGCACCCAAGCAGCAGCCAGACUCCGGAGCAGCAGCAUUCGCAGCCCUCUCCUCCUGCUCAGCAGCAACAGGCCCAUCCUGGAAGUGUUACACCGGAGCCGCAGCAGAUACAACAGCAGCCGCUAACAAUUGGGGCUCCAGACAGCAAACCAGGACCAGUUGAUUUGCCAAAAUUGGAGCCAGUGGUCCAGCAGUCUUCCUCUCCUGCUCUCUUGCAGCCUGAAGCUCCCUUAGAGAGAAUGGAGGCCGCUAGUUCUGGGCCUGAGCCCCCUGCCUCUGUGGAGUUAGAGCUUCCCUUCCGCGACGCUAUCGUUUCCCCCCCUACAGUAGCUAACUCUGCUCCCUCGGCCAGGGAGUCCGCUGCUUCAGCCCCCUCCUCUGUCGGAGAGAACAAAUCGUCCCUGGUAGCACCUCACAUGCCCAGCACAGACAAACCGCUUCCAGACGCCCCGCAGACUUUCGGCGCUUCUCCGUCAGCUUCUCCUAAGGCUUUGAAUGGCCUCACCGAUUCGGGGAACGAGCUCGAAGUCGUAGCUCAAGAGUCGCCGCUCCUUCCCCAGGCGGCGCUGCACCCGCUGGUUGCUGCUUCCGUUUACAGAGACGCCUCAUCCUCGGAAGCCGUGCCCUCUGACGUGAGGCCAGAUGUGCCAAUCGCUGCUGUGCUGUCCCCUUUGUCACCUGUUGCCGUGGUGCCUGUCACCCUUACCUCGAGCCCCCUCCCAGCUCUGUCAGUUAUGCUCCCCCCUGGCCUUCCGCCUCUUGUGCAGGCCACAGCAGAGGCAGAUGAGCCCAACAAGACCUUAGAUAUAAAAGACCUCAUGUCCAGAGGAGGGAUGGAGGCGCAGGGUGGCAUUAACGAGAGCAAAGUGGAGCCUCAGCUACAAGCGCUGGCCAGGAGGAGCCCCACAGCAGUGAAUCAGACGUCUGCUAUACCAAAGACCUGGAGAAAACCAAAUGAAACGUUCAGUGCUGGAGACGCGCAUCAAAAGGAGGAUGAGGAGGAGCCCAAAGUUCUCGACUCGCCUGCAAGUGAGCAGGCCCUUCAGUCGGCCCCUCUCAGCAGCAGUCCUGGCCCCCUGCCGACAGUCUUCCCCUCUGCUGCUGCUGCCCCGACACCUGCUCCCACCGUUAGCCCCGACGCUGACGGAAAGCCCACCGUUUCUGAGGAAAACGGCGAGGCAGAGUCAGAGCCCCUGAGAAACGGAGCGGGCCACACGUCGGAGACGGAGAGCAGCGACAGCGGAGCCACCCCUGGAGACAAGGAGAUCUCCACGGAGGCCCCUCAGGAUGUCGAAGACCUUGCUGAGCUGAGUGGGAAGCGGCAGUAUGGCAGAGACUUCCUGUUGAACUUCCAGUUCAUGCCUCAGUGCAUACAGAAACCUGAGGGGCUCCCCCCAAUCAGUGAUGUAGUGCUGGACAAGAUGAACCAAAACAAGUUGUCAUCCCGGGUGGUGGACUCCAGGGUGAUUUCUAGGGGACCUGAUUUCACGCCUGCAUUUGCAGAUUUUGGGCGACAGAUGAGUGGAGGACGGGGAGCAGCUCUUAUGAACCUGGGGACACGACGGCCUCCGCCCAGGAAGAUCAUCGUAAACGUGUCCGUUAACGAUGACAUUCAGCUGAAGAAGUCGGAGAACGCCUGGAAGCCCGGCAUGAAGAGGGAGGGCCAACCAGAGGAUCCAGAGACUCAGAAAACUCAGGAGCUCUUCAGGAAGGUCCGCAGCAUCCUGAACAAGCUGACGCCACAGAAGUUCAACCAGCUGAUGCAGCAGGUGACGGAUCUGACCAUUGACACAGAGGAGAGGCUCAAAGGGGUCAUCGACCUGGUUUUUGAGAAAGCCAUCGAUGAGCCCAGCUUCUCUGUGGCUUAUGGACAAAUGUGUCGGUUCCUUGCAAAGCUCAAGGUGCAGAUGACAGAUAAACCUCAGACCUUUGUAAAUUUCCGCGCUCUGCUGCUACACCGCUGCCAGAAGGAGUUUGAGAAAGACAAGGCAGACGACGUGGUGUUUGAGAGGAAGCAGAAAGAGCUGGACUCUGCUGCAUCGGCUGCAGAGCGUGACCGGCUUCAGGAGGAGCUGGAGGAAGCCAAGGACAAGGCCAGGCGGCGCUCCAUUGGCAACAUCAAGUUCAUUGGUGAGCUCUUCAAGCUCAAAAUGUUGACUGAAGCCAUCAUGCACGACUGUGUGGUCAAGCUGCUGAAGAACCAUGACCAGGAGUCCUUGGAGUGCCUGUGCAGGCUGCUUACCACCAUUGGAAAGGAUCUGGACUUUGAGAAGGCCAAGCCUCGCAUGGAUCAGUAUUUCAACCAAAUGGAAAAAAUUGUUAAGGAGCGGAAGACAUCAUCUAGGAUACGAUUUAUGCUCCAGGAUGUUAUAGACCUCAGACUGCACAACUGGGUGUCCAGGAGAGCCGACCAGGGUCCAAAGACCAUCGAGCAGAUCCACAAGGAGGCAAAGAUUGAAGAGCAGGAAGAGCAGCGAAAGGUGCACCAGCAGCUGCUCUCCAAGGACAGCAAGAGACGGCCAGAUCCAAGAGAGCAGAGGGAGUCACGCAAAGAGGAAACCUGGAACACGGUGCCCAUGACGAAGAACAGCAGGACCAUCGACCCCAAUAAGAUCCCAAAGAUCUCCAAGCCUCAGAUGGAUGAGAAGAUCCAGCUUGGCCCAAGAGCUCAAGUCACGUGGGUGAAGGGCAGCAGUGGAGGAGCCAAAGCCAGCGACUCGGAACUAUCUCGGACGGCUGGUCUGAACCGUUUCUCUGCACUGCAGUCCACACCUUUACCUCAGCCUUCCAGCACCCCUCCACAGAACCCUGACUAUGACUCCAGAAGAACUCUGGGAAGCAGUCGGAACAACUCGGUCCGGGAACGUAGUGAAAAGCCGCUGAUCUCAGCCCAGCCUUCAUCUCGACCCGGUCCGUUCGUCAGAGGCAGCAGUUCCAAAGAGCUGCUUGAAACUCCAAACCCAGAGGAGCUGAGGAGAGACCGGGAGCGAGAGGGAGCAGAACCCCAGAGGCCGAGCGUCGCCGAGGAAAAAGCUGAACCGGAGCGAAGCAAAGUCAGGGAACCAGUGAAACCCGAGCCAGUGCUUCAAAAGCCAGACAGACCUGCGCGAACGGAGGAGGAGAUCGAGAGGAAGUCAAAGUCCAUUAUUGAUGAGUUUCUGCACAUAAACGAUUACAAGGAGGCUAUCCAGUGUGUGGACGAGCUGGACUUGGGCCCUCAGUUGCACAUCUUUGUGCGGAUCGGGGUGGAGUCCACCCUGGAGCGCAGUCAGAUCACACGGGACCACAUGGGCCAACUCCUCUUCCAGCUGGUGAAGCAGGAGAUUCUGCCUAAAGCCCAGUUGUACAGAGGGUUUGCAGACACGCUGGAGCUGGCUGAUGACAUGGCCAUCGACAUUCCCCACAUAUGGCUGUACCUGGCCGAGCUGCUCAGCCCUUUGCUGAAGGACGGAUGCUUCUCUAUGAGAGAGCUCUUCAGUGAAUUAAGCAAACCUUUGCUUCCUGUUGGAAGAGCCGGGAUCUUGAUAUCUGAAAUACUGCACCUACUAUGCAAACAAAUGAGCCAUAGGAAUGUGGGAUCGUUGUGGAGGGAAUGCAGCCUGAACUGGGCUGACCUUUUAGCCGAGGGGGAGGACGUCCAGGCUUUCAUCUCACAGCAGAAACUCCAGUUCCUUCAACCAGAAGGUUCUGAGGAGGUGCAGACCAAAAGGAUCUUGUCUCCUGAGGAGCUGAGUCAGAAGUUAGAGAAACUCCUCCUGGAGGACAUGGCCAGUGAUGAGCAGAUCUUUGACUGGGUGGAGGCAAACCUGGACGAGUCUCAGGCGAGCUCAUCUCCCUUCCUGAGGGCUUUGAUGACGGCUGUGUGUAAAGCAGCAGUGUGUAAAGCAGCAGUAAAAGAUGAGAACCCUAGCUGUCGCGUGGACACGGCCAUCAUCCAGAAGAGGUUGCCUGUUUUACUCAAGUACCUUAACUCAGACACUGAGCGACAGCUGCAAGCACUUUAUGCACUUCAGGCGCUGAUCGUUUCUCUUGAUCAGCCUCCAAACCUUCUCCGGAUGUUCUUUGACUGUCUGUACGACGAGGACGUAAUCUCGGAGGACGCUUUCUAUAAGUGGGAGACGAGCAAGGACCCUGCCGAGCAGGACGGCAAAGGCGUGGCCCUCAAGUCCGUCACGGCUUUCUUCACCUGGCUGCGGGAAGCUGAGGAGGAGUCUGAGGACAAUUGACGAGGGCGAAUCCCGGGACACGACGUUAUGGAAGGGCAUCCUAAACAGCAGAACAAAUUUCUAAAAUGGCUGCACGGACUGGGCGGCGUGUUUACGGCUGGAACUUCUUCCUUUUUUUUUUUUUUUCUUUUCUCUCCGCCUGCGGUACAGUUCUGAAACAUACCGCCAUCUUCAGUUUGGAUUCCAACGGUGGAAGCACUAAAUACUGUAUCAUACAUAGAAAAUAUUUUUGUUUUAAAUUUUAACUUACUUUUUUUGUUACGUUUUUAAGAAGAGACUUAAAGAUACAUAGGUUCUGGACUCCUUAAUUUAUUAUUUUUUUAAGGACUGCAAAUAUGAAAAUUAUUUAACAUUUGCAGAUGCUCACAGUGAGAACGCAACAACAGAAAUAACAAUAUAAUUAUAAUAACAAAAUAAUUGAGGUAAAUAUCCUCCCUGCUUUUCACUCUGGAUGAGGACAGGGUAAGAGCGUCUUUAUUUUAGGUUGAAGGCGAAGCAGAAAGGAGAUAAUAAACGAGAACUCAUAACUCUGUGGUCAAAGGUCAUCUCGUUAUCACCAGGAAGCUAGUUUCCUCAGCCUCGACUCGGCCUGCGUUGGUAUGAACUCAACCGCCUCAAGUGAGGUAAAAUAUGCAUCCAGGUAAGAGAUGCAAAUCAGAACUGUUAAUGCGCAGAUGAACAAAGUGAAAAAGAACUAAAGUUCAGCAUCCAUCGCAAAGGCCAGGGUCGCUGCAAACAAGAUGCUUGUAAUUCUCAUGACCUUCGGAGCAGAUGAAAGCUUGUAAAUACAUUAAAGAUGAAAAAUGUAUUUAAA
Molecule: messenger RNA, 6531 nt
Organism: Cyprinodon variegatus (sheepshead minnow)
Lineage: Eukaryota; Metazoa; Chordata; Actinopteri; Cyprinodontiformes; Cyprinodontidae
Gene: eif4g3
Product: eukaryotic translation initiation factor 4 gamma, 3
Exons: 34
Coding region: 420-5717 (1765 amino acids)
Cellular component (GO): eukaryotic translation initiation factor 4F complex
Molecular function (GO): mRNA binding; translation initiation factor activity; protein binding
Source: RefSeq, a predicted model, not a curated record